This is a messenger RNA of Cheilinus undulatus (humphead wrasse), 1164 nucleotides long. RefSeq names its product paired box 9 (gene pax9). Lineage: Eukaryota; Metazoa; Chordata; Actinopteri; Labriformes; Labridae. Bases 151 to 1164 code for a protein of 337 amino acids. Gene Ontology annotation, biological process: anatomical structure development; regulation of transcription by RNA polymerase II. The record is from RefSeq and is a predicted model, not a curated record. Gene Ontology annotation, molecular function: RNA polymerase II cis-regulatory region sequence-specific DNA binding; DNA-binding transcription factor activity, RNA polymerase II-specific. The transcript is spliced from 4 exons.
CAGAUCGAGAAUUUUGUCCCUCUUGUUCCUUAUCGCACAGGAAGAUUUUCUUGGACGCGGUUUUGGACGGUGGACACGCUGGACGCGGAGCAGGACCCACGCAGGAGGCACAAAGCGGACACCGUAUUCUUCGUUUGCGGCUUUAACACGAUGGAGCCAGCCUUCGGUGAAGUCAACCAGCUCGGCGGGGUUUUCGUGAACGGCAGGCCGCUCCCCAACGCCAUCCGGCUCCGAAUCGUGGAGCUGGCCCAGCUCGGGAUUCGACCUUGUGACAUCAGCAGGCAGCUGCGCGUCUCCCACGGCUGCGUCAGCAAGAUCCUGGCCCGGUACAACGAGACCGGCUCCAUCCUCCCGGGGGCCAUCGGAGGCAGCAAGCCGAGGGUCACCACACCCACGGUGGUCAAACACAUACGGACUUACAAGCAGAGAGACCCGGGGAUUUUUGCUUGGGAGAUCCGGGACAGACUACUCGCUGACGGGGUGUGCGACAAGUUCAACCUGCCCUCCGUGAGCUCCAUCAGCCGGAUCCUGCGCAACAAGAUCGGGAAUCUGACCCAGCAGAGCCAGUACGAGUCAGGCAAGCAGGCGCCUCAUCCAGCACCCCAGCCAACGAUACCCUACAACCACUUAUACUCAUACCCGACCUCUAAAGUGCCCACUCCCCCAGGCAUGCCCACCCUUCCAGGACACAUGGCCAUGCACAGGAUAUGGCCCUCGUCGCACUCCGUCACAGAUAUUCUGGGGAUACGGUCUAUUACAGAGCAACAAAUUAGUGACAGUCCAUCCUUUCCCAGCGCCAAACUAGAAGAAUGGAGCGCUAUAAACAGGACUAAUUUCCCUCCAGCAAGCUCUGCACUAGUCAAUGGCGUGGAUAAACCGCAUUUAGAACCUGAAGCAAAAUACACACAGACGCCGAGUGGAUUGCCCACAGUGAACAGCUAUGUCACAGCACCCAGCAUCCCUCCCUACCACCCUCCCACCCAAGUGUCACCCUACAUGGGGUACAGCGCCACCACCUCGGCCUAUGUGACCGGACCCACAUGGCAGCCGGCCAGUGGCAGUGCUCUAUCUCCCCACAGCUGUGACAUCGCCGCCCCGCUGGCCUUCAAGAGCAUGACAGCCGGCCGUGACGCCAUCCACCCCGUCACUGCCUCGGCGCUGUGA